Molecule: messenger RNA, 942 nt
Organism: Cladocopium goreaui
Lineage: Eukaryota; Dinophyceae; Suessiales; Symbiodiniaceae
Source: the annotation of a GenBank genome assembly
AUGGAGCUUCCUGCCUCGCCGUGCGAAAGCAUCCGAGCGGCAGAGGUCGAGACCGAGAUCGAGGACAACGAUGGCCAUCAUGAUGAUCCACAAACGAAUCAGUUUGCGGAGAUUGAAGAGGAGUUUGCAGAGGCUGAUGCCAGGACGUCUCCAUCUCAGCAUGCAUCGUCACCAAAAACUGGGGAUUAUGUAGUGCCAGCCAAAAACAAAGAGGUGUGGAAGCAAUUUGGUUGCGGCACCGAGGCUGGACGAAUGCUUCGAAAGCUCUACGCUGGCCCAAAAGAAGCAGCCUCAAAGGUGACGUACCCACAGCUCCCCUCUCCGAUAAAACGCUGGGAGCCUACGAGAGCCAAGCCGGCUGCCCCAAAGGCAGUCGUGCAGGUCCCUCGAUCUGCGAUUCCCAGGCGUGACAUGGAUGAUCCACGGCAAUGGCCUCCGCCUCCGAUUCCUUGCAGGCGACCAGCUGUGGAGAUCCUUGCCGAACUCGAGGCAGAGCAGGCGAGACGACGUGCUGAAAUUCCUGAUCUGCCAAAGGGUAGGAACCAGGACCAUGAGAAGUUCAGCUUGCAGGAGCGAUUCCGCUAUUGCGGUGCCAAGAUGUUGCCCAAAGGCAGCAUGGGUUAUGUAGAGCCUGGACAAGUGCCUCCCACAGGUGGGGCGACUGAGGCGGCUCUGAAAAGAGAAGAAAGAAAGCGACUUGACGAGAAUGGCUUCAACGCAGAGCAGCGCGAAAUUUUUGAGCAUCUUAUCAUCGGAGUACAGCGCAAGCAAGCGCGCAUUGCUCAGAUUGAUGAGGAGGCAGUGGACCAAAGGCCCAGCAAAGCCAAAACAGCCAAGAACAAGGAGGCCUUGGAGCUGAGGAAUGCUAUAGAUCGUGAUUUGAAAGACAUGCAGACACUAAUGAGUAUGGGUGAGAGGCAGCUUGGGCAGAUGGAGACAUGA